AUGCCAGGUGAUCGGGGUGAAAAAGGACAUCCAGGCACCAGUGGCGGACUAGGACCAAAAGGCAGCCGGGGUCUUCCUGGAGAUAUUGGAGAGAAGGGGGAACCUGGUACGAAGGGAGAUACGGGAGGUCAAGGAAUUGUGGGUCCUCCUGGGCCUACAGGCCGCAGUGGACAAAGAGGACCGCCUGGAAUAAAAGGAACACCAGGACUAUCGGGACUACCGGGCGAACAGGGAUGGAUGGGCGCACAAGGUCCUCCUGGUGCAAGUGGCGGACCUGGUCCGAAGGGUCUGGUCGGAGGAGAUGGCUACAAGGGUCCCAAGGGAGAGGCUGGUUCAAAGGGUGAAACUGGUAUAGAAGGUAUCCCUGGAACAAAGGGGCACAAGGGACCCACGGGUGAACCAGGUCCAUCUGGAAGAGAUGGUGGCAAAGGUCAUCAGGGUAAACCAGGAGCAGACGGGGCCUCUGGGCCUGCAGGCCCUCCUGGAUCUAGAGGUCCAGUGGGAGGAGUGGGAUUAAGAGGAGGCCCUGGAGAGAGAGGAGCCCCAGGUUCUCCUGGAGUGAAGGGAGAGGAUGGAGGACCAGGUUCAGAUGGACCCAAAGGGAUGAGAGGUGCCAUCGGACCGCCAGGCAUUGCUGGUGCACGUGGACCACCAGGGACAAAAGGAGAGCCUGGAGGUCCUGGCAUGAUGGGCAUGGCAGGCCUCCCAGGAGCCCCAGGCACCAGAGGAACCAAGGGUGGCAAAGGGCCACUGGGACUUCCUGGGAGACAAGGCCCCAAUGGGCUGGCUGGACAAAAAGGUGAUAGAGGAAACCCUGGAGAGAUCGGUACUACCGGUCCAAAUGGAGUUCCCGGUCCCCCGGGAAGGUCCGGUAACGCGGGGAAAAAAGGCGGCACGGGCGACAUGGGUCUGCCAGGGUCACCUGGUCCUGUAGGUCCGAAGGGAAUGGUGGGUGCUAAUGGUGAUCGCGGUUUUGAUGGCGAGCCUGGCACGCCAGGUGAUAAAGGGGAGCCGGCAGAAGGUGGUGCGGAUGGUAAAGACGGCAAAGAUGGAGGUCCCGGACCGAGAGGUCCGUCUGGACCUCCAGGUCCAAAAGGACCCGCUGGCGAGAGGGGAGAAGCUGGAGGUGCUGGUCCACCAGGAAGACCUGGUGAGCGUGGCCCUGAUGGUGAAUCGGGAGAAGAUGGUCUUCACGGCCCUCCUGGUAUCCCUGGACCUAAGGGACACAAUGGUAUGGAUGCUGAGAAAGGGGAGGAUGGCGACCCAGGUCCCAAAGGCAAUCCUGGACCUCCUGGAAUUGCUGGUAUCAAAGGAGGUGUUGGUCGACCGGGCCCUGUAGGUCCUUUUGGAAACCGAGGUGAUUCUGGCCCUCCAGGUCCUCAGGGAUCAUCAGGACUACCUGGACCUAUCGGUCCACUGGGACCUCCUGGACCUCAGGGAGGGCCAGGGGAACCAGGGCUUCUAGGGAAAAUAGGAAAACAGGGCCCUAAAGGUUUGGCUGGGGCAAGAGGUCCCCCUGGAGGUAGUGGUCCAGACGGCACUAUUGGGCCACCUGGUGAACCCGGUUUUGUCGGAGAACGCGGGAAGUAUGGUGCUCCGGGUAAACCUGGGCUCCCAGGGCCAGGGGGACUCGUUGGAGGCGGAGGGCCUCCUGGUAUACCAGGCGCCAGAGGCUACACUGGCGGUUCGGGAGCCCCUGGAAUAGCUGGAGUGCCAGGCGGAGUCGGACCGAAAGGCAGCCGAGGGGAUAACGGCCCCCGUGGGCCCAACGGUGCUGCUGGACCAGCAGGACUCCCAGGAGAGGCAGGCAAGGAGGGAACUCCAGGUCACAAAGGCCCGCAAGGACCACGUGGUCCAUUAGGAUCAAAGGGGGACAGAGGGGAGUCAGGGCCAGAGGGACUUCCUGGGAUACAGGGACAACCGGGUCCAAUGGGACCAAUGGGACCGGACGGCCCUGAGGGUAACCGUGGUCCGGCGGGUGCCAAAGGCCCGGACGGCGGUCCCGGAAGACUCGGGCCUGUAGGACCCACGGGUCCCGUUGGUCCUGCUGGAGAUAAGGGAGAGAAAGGAGUUUCUGGGGACUUUGGCAUCAAAGGACACAAAGGUUUCAAUGGGAUGGCUGGCUUGAUAGGAGCAGUGGGGCCCCCUGGAGACGCUGGUGUUGCUGGUGAGCCAGGCAGAGUAGGACCCCAGGGAUACAACGGUCGAGAUGGAGCCGCCGGGAAGGACGGGCCAGAUGGUCUUCCAGGCCCAAUCGGACCACCGGGGGGUAGGGGAAUCGGCGGCGACACAGGACCUCCAGUACGUCCCCAUAUGGUCCCCCUGGUCAACCUGGGCAGCCCGGUCCCCCGGGACCUCCAGGCCCAGGCCCAAUAA
Molecule: messenger RNA, 2376 nt
Organism: Sardina pilchardus (European sardine)
Lineage: Eukaryota; Metazoa; Chordata; Actinopteri; Clupeiformes; Clupeidae
Product: collagen alpha-1(I) chain-like
Exons: 30
Coding region: 1-2376 (791 amino acids)
Cellular component (GO): extracellular matrix
Source: RefSeq, a predicted model, not a curated record